AUGAUCCGGCCGCUGCGUUAUAUCGCGCUGGCGCUCUCCCUGCUCCUCUCCCUGCAUUACCUUGCCACUCUUACGUCUCCGUCGUAUUCGUCCGCCACCUCGAGCUCGCUGCAAAGCCUGCGAACAAAGUGGAAGCCAGCACCCGCUCCCGUCCCGCACCCCGUCGUCGUCGACACGUCGACUGGAGAUACGAGCAAUGUGCCCUUCGACCCGCGCAAGCCCUCGGCGGCCUUUGUCAUCCUCUGCCGCAACGACGACCUCUCCAAGAUGCUCAUGACGCUCCAGACGCUCGAGUCGACCUUUAACUCGAAGCCGCACAACCGAUACCCCUACGUCUUUCUCAACGACGACGAGUUCUCGCAGCGCUUCCGCACACGCAUCCGUGCCGCCAUCCCGGCCGACGUCAAGGUCGAAUUCGGCCGGGUCGAGGGCGAGGCGUGGGGGAUGCCCAGCUGGAUUGACCGCCCCAAGGCCGAGGCCAGCUGGAAGAAGGCGUCGCACGGCGGCAUGCCCUACGGCGGCUCGGAGAGCUACCGCAACAUGUGCCGCUUCCAGUCCGGCUACUUUUUCCGCCACCCGCUCGUCCUCCCCUACCGCUACUACUGGCGCGUGGAGCCCGACGUCCGCUUCCUGUGCGACCUCGAGGACUUUGACCCGUUCCGCUACAUGCGCGAUCAUGGCAAAAAGUACGGCUACGUCCUCUCGCUCCACGAGAUCCGCUCGACGGUCAAGACGCUCUGGGUCCACGUCCGCAAGUGGUACCAGCAGAACCCGCAGUACCUCCACGACAACAAUGCAAUCAACUUCAUCACCGAUAGGAAGGAGAUGGGCUACUCGAUGUGCCACUUUUGGAGCAACUUUGAGAUCGCCGACAUGGAGCUGUGGCGCAGCGAGGCCUACCUCUCGUUCUUCGAGUACCUCGACAAGCAGGGCGGCUUCUACUACGAACGAUGGGGCGACGCACCCGUCCACUCGAUCGCCGCCGCGCUCAUGCUCGACAAGAACGAGAUCCACUACUUUGACAACGUCGGCUACAUGCACGCGCCCUUCCUCCACUGCCCCAAGGACCCGCCCGAGAAGCAGAACCGCUGCUGGUGCACGCACGAGACGUCGCUCAUCUACGACGACAACCACUGGAGCUGCCGGUACGACUGGGACGCCAUCUUUGGCAAGGACCCCGAGCGCGAGCGCGCACGCUUCAACGAGCUCACCCCCUGA
Molecule: messenger RNA, 1218 nt
Organism: Pseudozyma flocculosa PF-1
Lineage: Eukaryota; Fungi; Basidiomycota; Ustilaginomycetes; Ustilaginales; Ustilaginaceae
Exons: 2
Coding region: 1-1218 (405 amino acids)
Biological process (GO): cell wall mannoprotein biosynthetic process; protein N-linked glycosylation
Cellular component (GO): Golgi apparatus; membrane
Molecular function (GO): alpha-1,2-mannosyltransferase activity
Source: RefSeq, a predicted model, not a curated record